Echinococcus granulosus is the source of this 210-nucleotide messenger RNA. RefSeq lists its product as hypothetical. NCBI's taxonomy places the organism in Eukaryota, Metazoa, Platyhelminthes, Cestoda, Cyclophyllidea, Taeniidae. The transcript is spliced from 2 exons. The record is from RefSeq and is a predicted model, not a curated record. The coding region runs from base 1 to 210 and encodes 69 amino acids.
AUGCAGAUACCUCUGUCUGUGUCCGUCCCUCUGCCCGUCUGGUGUCUGCACAUCCACACGCCUUCUGGCUGGUGUGCGCUUAUGCGGGCAUGCGUGCGCAGACAGAAGAUGGAAGGUGUCAUCAAUGCCAGCAGUAGCCACCUCCGCUGGGGCGCGAAUACGCGAGAGAGUGCGCACCGCUGGCGCGCCAAGACCCUCGUCGUUGUCUAG